UAUUUUUAUUAUUUUUUUCCUGCUCUUUCUGUUUGGGGGGACUUUUAUUGUGACAGUGUGUGAAUUUCCCUCAGUGUGAGUGCUGGUGAGCUGGUGUUUAGGUUGCUGUUGGUUGGUAACUGUAACUAAUAGUGAAAUAAAGCGGAUUGUUGGGUUGUAGGUGUGAACAGGCGGGUCGGUAGAACUCGGGACAGAAUGACAGAACCUUUGCUGGUUUCGGAGAAGUCUGAGGAGGCGGAGUCAGCUCCGGUAAAGUCCUGCGACUCCGAGACGUCCUCGGUACCGUCCCCGACCCGCUGCGACCCAAACACCCCGGACAGCAAGUCGGUGGGGACAGAUCUGUCCAUGGACGACAUUGAGACCAUUCAGGAGGAAAACCACUUCCUGAGGAAGAGGGUGGGGUCUCUGAUAAAGAAGAUUAAACAGCGGCAGUUUCGCAACCACAGGAGAACGCAGGUGGACGAUUCCGGUCCAUCCAGUCUGGACUCGGACUGUAACGGCGGGGAAAGGCGGACUUUGCGGUCCCGAUUAAAGCUGUGCUCAGUGCGGCUGGUGGACUGCAGGGGCGCUGUGGAGGACGAAGAAGCUCACGACGACCUUUUAUUGGAUGAAGAGGCGGAGGAAGAAGAUGACGUUUUCAAAAUUGUUCUUCCACGGUCUAAAAGCAGGAAGCGGGAAAAGGACUCUCCGUCGCGCCCGGUCGGCAAGAAGGAGAAACGCUACCACUGCUUAUACUGCGAGAAAAGUUUUUACAACUCCGGAAACCUCAACGCUCACCACCGCAUCCACACCGGAGAGAAGCCGUACCAGUGCUCCUACUGCGACAAGAGCUUCACCCAGUCUGGCCAGCUUAAGUACCAUGUGAGGAAGCACACCGGCGAGAAGGCACCGGAGCCACAGAAAAAGAAGGAGAGCAAGAAGGAGAUGUGUCCAUGUCCGUACUGCGGGAAGUGCUUCCCCAGCCAGUCCCACGUCAUCAUGCACCAGAGAAUUCACACCGGAGAGAGGCCGUACACCUGUUCCCACUGCGGCAAGAGCUUCCGGCAGAUGGGUCGUUUGAGGGCACACGAGAGGCUUCACACCGGAGAGCGCCCAUUCUCCUGCUCUGAGUGCGGAAAGAGCUUCAACGAGAAGAAGGACUUUAAGAUUCACCAGACGGUUCACACCAAAGAGAAGCCCUACCUGUGCUCUGUGUGCGGAAAGAGCUUCUCCAGACCAGACGGACUUUACUUCCACCAGAAAAUUCACAGCGAUGUCCGGUCCCACCUGUGCUCCCUCUGCGGCAAGAGCUUCAUUCGCCUGGGCGCACUAAAGAACCACCAGCGGACGCACAGCGACGAGAAGCCCUACCUGUGUCCCCUCUGCGGGAAGUCCUUCAAGACACCACCAUACCUCCAGAAGCACAUCCGGACACACUCCGGUGAACGCCCCUACAGCUGCUCACUGUGCGGCGAAAGCUUCUCGCGCUCCGACAACCUCGUCAGCCACGAGAAACGGCACAGCGGCGAGCGGCUGCAUGAGUGCCCACGCUGCGACAAGACCUUCAUCCUGCCAGAGCUGCUGGUCGCCCACCAGGAGGUGCACACCGGGGAACGUCCGUACCGCUGCUCAGUGUGCGGGGAGACCUUCAGCUACUCCGGAUCUUUGGUGACGCACCAGAAGAAACACACCACAGAGGAGCUCAGCGAAAGCCCUCCGCCAGAUCCUUGAGAUAAAAGCGAAAGUCUUUUGGCUAAUUUCAGUUUUAUUGUACGCUGAUGCACCAAAAGUCAGCGGGACCAGUAUUAAAGUUGGAUGUGAGUCCACCUUCUGUCAGAGUUGCUUUAGCAUCUGUACCCACAAUCAAUUCUAGCCAGACACUGCCGGUCUCCAUCAUCUCCAUCAUUUCCCCCCGCUGCACUGUCCAUAAUUUACCAGUCUUUCCCAAACCUUACUCACAAGAUAUCACCUCACAACUUAUAGAAGUGUGGGCGGAUGUUCCCAAACCAUCCCUCCCCAAGAUAUCACUUCAUGAUCAACUUAAUUUACAUACUGCUGUCCCAUGACUUUUGGCAAGUCAGUGUACACAGAUAAUCCAGUCCAAUUAAAUUUUGCACUGAUAUGGGAAUCGUGGUCCAGUGUCGAUAUCUGACAUCGUUAAUGUCUGUAUCUGUAGAAGGUGAUACGUUUUUUAAAAGGUAUAAAUCAGCUUUACAGAAUAAUAGAACGUUUAUUAGUGGAGUUUUGCAGGGUUUUUUUGCAGUUUUUUUAGUGCUAAACACUUUGAUCUUCUGGAGAUUAAUCAAUAUAUCACACAUUACUUUAUAACUGAUACCCUUGACAUAGCUGCAAAUGUUCUGCUUUUUUUGUUACUUGUCCAAUAUUUGGCUAAUGCAGCUAACAAGCAUUGGAAACGUAUGUACACUAAUUAGCAUGGUGCUAACUGCAUGCAUGCAUCUGAAACAGUCUCUCCAGUAUGUAUUAUUUUUACAUUUUGUACCUUAUAGGUAAGUAUGUAUUUUAUUAUUUAAAAUUUCUUUAUAUCAACUGAAGACAGAUGUAAGGCUAUUGUCCAGUAUGAAUUUUUGCCAAGCUUUUGUUUUUAAAGGCCAGAGGAAAGGAUAUCCUACAGUGCAUACAUUGUGGCAGCAGUAAGCUUCCAUCCAGUACGAUUGUUUUGUAAUUUUAUUCCAGAAUGUGUUCAGAGGUAAGUCUCUAAAAUGUAUUCUAUUAGUAAUGUCUCCAUUAAGUUAUACCUGUUGAAUCCCAAAAGUUUCCCAGUAUGUAUUUAAAAGUUUUUUUUUUAUGUUAAAUGUAUGUAUGGCUUCUAUACAUUUUUGUACAUACUAAACGCUUUUGUCCAGUAUUUAAUUCCAAAUUAUUACACCCAGAGUAAACUCUUCUCCAUUAAGUAUUUUACAAGUAUUAAAUAUUAGAGGUAAAGCUUUUCCGGUAUGUAUUUUUUAAAUACUUGAACCUCGAUGAAAGCAUCUUCUUCCAGUAUGUACUUUUUUUAGUGCAGUACUGCAGAGGUAAGCAGCAAGGGUCCCUUACUUGGAUGUUGCUCUUUGUAUGUAUGUAUCCAGUAAAAAUACAAAAAAAUGUAUUUUAAGUAUUGAAUGGAGGAAGUUAGGCUUUUAUAUCCAGUAUGUAUUUUUGCUGCUAUACAGUGUAACACUACAGCAGGUUUGCUGGAGAUCACUGAACCCUUUUAUAGAGGGUUUGACAAGACUGUGCAAUGACUGGAUAUGGAGUUAGCACCAUGCUAAUUGGUGGACUAUAGGAUUCCAUUGCUUGUUAGCCACAUUAGCAUCGUAGCUCCAAGGGAACCUUAGACACCAAACAUGUCUCGAAUAAAUGCCUGUACUUGUGUUGAUGGGGAGGGGACUGUACAUUUGCUGUAAUUGUAUUUUAUUAUUUUUUUAACGAUUGUUUUAAUAUAUUUUAUCGUCUUUAUACUGAGAUAAAGGAACUCACAAAUGGACAGAUUAACAUUUUGAACUGGCUGAACAUAAUUCAUAAUUUCUGUUUUUUUUUUUUUUGUUUGUUUUUCAUUGUUGUUUGUUGCAGAAUCCUAAAAGGUUGGCCUGGUGGGGGCGCUGUACAUAUUUCCAAUAUGUACAAAAAGCAUUUGUUCGCGUAUCCAUUAUGCAUUCUUUUCUCCAGUGACUAAAAACAAUUAAUUACUGCAUGUUCAACAUUCAGUUUCUGCAUACAUAACAUUUAUAUUUUUAUACUGUUUAAUGAAAGGUACAACAAAAUGCAUUGAGAAGGACUUUUAUUUUGAAAGCUGAAGGCUGCUCCCGCAGAUGUACAGUAAGACAAUGUUCUCAGUGUGAGUCUAAGACUUUUGACUGAUCUUUUGGCCAUGUAGUGUUUCAAGGAAAAAUACUCAAUAUGCCAAUAUUUUUAUUUUAUUAAAAAACAAAUGUAAAAAUCA
This is a messenger RNA of Astyanax mexicanus (Mexican tetra), 3919 nucleotides long. RefSeq names its product zinc finger protein 501. Gene Ontology annotation, molecular function: RNA polymerase II transcription regulatory region sequence-specific DNA binding; DNA-binding transcription factor activity, RNA polymerase II-specific. Gene Ontology annotation, cellular component: nucleus. The transcript is spliced from 4 exons. Gene Ontology annotation, biological process: regulation of transcription by RNA polymerase II. Bases 196 to 1710 code for a protein of 504 amino acids. The record is from RefSeq and is a predicted model, not a curated record. NCBI's taxonomy places the organism in Eukaryota, Metazoa, Chordata, Actinopteri, Characiformes, Acestrorhamphidae.